UCGUAGGGUGAACAUCUCUGCUUCGUUCGUUCGGCGCUAGAAAAAAGUAAUCCGGUGUGUGGUGCGGGUGAGGAUUCUUGUGGACAGUUCGAAACACCCGCCGCCAGUAAGGAUAGGCGUUACGGGACCGACCGUGAAGGACCGUAAUUGGGCCACUCUCGUACGAUCUGCUGAUUACACCUUUGUGAGGUUGUUGUAGAAGGGGUGGCACGCGGAAUCCGUGUUUGGAAGAGUUUUGAGAGUUGCGGCGACGGUGGUGGUGAUGGUUCGCGCCUCGUUCGUUAAUCGGGCGAAAUAAUCAACCAUCUAAAUCUGAUAACGAUUUAUUUUUAAGUUUCAAACUGCGGGCUUUAAGUGUGUACACGUGAGCGCGUAAAGGUUUAAUUUCCUGCUGUCUCUCUGGCGGGUUUAUCUUGGCCCACACAUGUGAAUAUGAAGAUUCGAUCGCUACGGAAAUAAUUGCGUGUCGCUUUACAAUUAUCCCAAGAGCAAUUGUGGCAAAGUGGAUCCUUAUUCAGCACACGAGGAAAAUAUUGGAAAUCUAAUCAAGUGAAUGAUAAGCAGAUAUAAUGUGUACAGACGAUGAUGAGUUUCUAGGUGAAAAACACAAGCAACUGUUUUUAGUGACCGAUGCUGAUGGCAGAGUGAAGCUAAAAUAAAAGGAGAAAAAAAAAUAGGAAAAUAAAAGUUCGACGACUUGAAGAGUUAACAAUCCAAGUUCAGUGUAAAGUGAAAACAAUUUUGUUUAGGAAGAAAAAUAUUUACAAAUCGGUUGUAUAACCGACAAAGUCAUCUAAGAUUUGAGUCCUUGGAGCACUCAGCACAUCCAGGGCGAUGAUGCUGAUGAAUCAAUGCUAGCAGAGUGAAUAAAGAACAAUCUCGCGCAGGAAUCAAUUAAUCAACUUUGUCAUGCGCCGCGGUCUGCUGCAUUAUAUAGAGUUGAAGUGCCAGUAGGAAAAUUGCGAUAACAGAAGAAAAAAUCAACCCAGAAGAAAGGAAAAAAGAGCUGCUGGCGCAUUUCGAAAAAAAGCCUCAAAUUCUUUCGCAAUCAAUUUCUAUCUAUUAUAUUUGAAGUGGUGUUUAUAAAAGAUUUUUAUAUGUGUGUAUCAAUUUGCUCGGAAACAACUCCCGCAAUCUGGAUCGGUGGCUAUCAGUUUAGUAGCAUUAACGAAUGUGACAUUUUAUUAAUAAAAAAUAAAAAGGUACAAUGAGGCCAAAUAAAUACGAUGUUACCACAGCUUACCGUCUAUGCCGAGAUUUUGUGCCUCCUGAUGGUGGUGAUGAUUGCGGGAGCAACACCCGAAUACAUGUAUCUUCAAUCGGCUUGCUCAUCAAAGUUUGUUCGGAUAGCAGCAAAAAAUGGCACUGUCUUUGCAGACGACAACGGACAAAGUGGUCGUCCACAAACUUUCACCACAGAGGCACUCCUACUGCCGAAGAAAAAUUUUACUUUAGGAGUAGCCAUUCGCUGCCAAGAAACCGAUAUGUACUUAUGCUUCGACAAAAACUGGAAAAUCAAAGGCAUGAAAGUCAAAGGCAACAUUGUGAACCGAUCCCGCUGCCACUUUUACGAAACUCUAACCACUCUCGGAUACUUCCGCUUCCAGUCAGUCAUCAGUCAGACAAAAUAUCUCGGUUUUAUCGGCAGCGGUAAACAAAUCAACUACAAAAUGAGGCGCCACAUCGAUGAAAAGUGUUACAAUUUCCAGCGGAUGAAUGCAUCUUUUGAGUUUGGUCACAACAAUCUGACGACGACGACCCAAGCCAGCGGCACAACCCAUGCCCAUCGUCACAAGCAUGGGCAACGUCGCAAAGGAUCGCCAAACAACGCCAACGGUCGACAAUCGCGGCCCGUAACGUGGCCGGCAGCAACGUGGGUGCCACCACCAGCGCCACCACAAAGAACCACUCAGAUGAGCAAUGAGGUACACACUUCUACGUCCACGCCAAAACCAACGAAAAUGGCCAGCACCAAGAAGCAAAUCAAGACGCCCAAACGCCUUGGCCCUGGCAAGGCCAACAAGAAAGGGUUCAACGCUAACGUCAACGCCGCCAACAUUAGACAUCAUCGUUAUCCCGCGUUUUAGAUAAUGCCGCCGCCAUCUUGACCGCCAUAUUGGGGAUGGACAAACCACACAAACACACUUCUCUCUACCGGAACAUCCGAUCGACAUUAGGCAGGGAAUCUCCUCUCCUCGACACACACGUUUCCCUGGAUCAUCCCCGCGAUACACCUCACCCAACCCCACCUCCGUCUCUUAUCUCUCUGUUCAUCUCCCCGGCACGGGCACUGCGCGUCCAAGCCACAAGAGAUGAGGCACUUUUGUAUUAGAUUGUUAUAGCCCCGGGAAAGCUUUAUUAGAAUGUAAUUUGGAACUAAGCAUCAAAGCCCGCUAGACGUUUGUUCGAAGCAUAUAAACACCCACUCACACACAGUAAUAGGGAAAUAAACAAUUGCCAAAACACACACACAAACAUUAUUCAUCAAUGUAUUUGCUAGAACAAAACAAAAAUCAGUGACAAGCAGACAUGCAUCGGCACUAAGAGCUCUUCUUAACGGCACUCAGCUUGUUCUGGUUGGCAUUUAAGUUUAAAGUAAUGUUAUGCUUGUUGUCAGUUAAAAACGUCUUGUUUUCAGCAUGAAUAAUGUGUAGAAAAGAUUGGUUCAUUGGAAAAACCGACUUCAGGUAUAUUUUCAUGUGACUGUUCUCAUAAGCUCUCAAGAAGAACGUCUUAAAAGCUCUUUGAGUGCACUUAACGGUUCUUAUCCUAUAUCUCACUUGGUUUAAAAUAUAGCCUCUCAAGGUCUUCGGGAGCCUUAAAGAUUUGCGUAAUUAGUGUACUCUAAACACUGGCACAACAUGCUGGGAAUCAUCUACGCCGAAUGCCAAACAAGUUCUUCUAAAAGAGUAGUUAGAGCGGAUGCACGUCUGGUGACAAGUAUUACACGUAUGACCCCCCACGAGUUGGAACGUUGAUUAAACGAACAAAAAACACACACACACAGAAUAAAACGAAUAGUUUGAGUGUAUGUGAGAAUGUAAAACUACAACAAAACAAAAACAUUUAAGUGUUGCAUCGCGAGAACAAGCUGCCGCCGCCACCGCAAGUAAAUGCGUAGACAUAGACACAUACUUUGCAUUACAACAACAAAAGUAAUCUAAAUGAAGAUUAGGAAUCGCUGAGAGCUUUUAGAUGCCUUAAUCGGUGUAUAUUUGUACAACUUCAUAAUAAAUAGUCAGAGGAACGCAAACGCGUGCAUCGCAUCAGGUCAUAGGAAUUGUGGAAUUAUUUAUUAGGAUUUUUUAGAUACGUUCAAAGGUUUGCAUGUUCUAUCCACUAUCAAACUAGCGAAAUUAGCAUUCUAUUUCGAACAUUAAUCCUUCCCAGUGAAUUCAGAAAGUGUGAAUGGAUUGCAAAUUACAACCAUCAUCCUUACUUACAUCUUAAAGAAACACUUUGUGAAUAAAACAGCAAUAGUGUGAUUUCGGAUUUUAAUUUCAAAUUAUUCUGUUGUUUGUUCAAAAUAUAUACCUUGUUUUAAACAAUUUGAAGCAUCUUUAGUAUACUUCUGACAUGCGUAAGUUGCUACACCCAAAGUACAGAGUCGAGGGACUAGUUCUCUCAAAUCUUAUUGAGAGAAUAAUGCACACCAACACAACAUAUGUGUUCAUUCGUUAAUUAAAACAACAAACCUCCAACAAGUGACCACUCUUUAGUCACAAAGCUGUGAUGGCCGAGCCGGUUGAGUCAUUGAGAUAUUAUGUUGGGGAUCCCAGGUUCGAUUCCCGUAGUCGACCAAUUUUGUAAAUGAACUCGAUGGCAUGGUUCUCUCGACCAUCUCGAGCUUUAUUCUCUGUUUCCGUAAAUGCAACAUUAUUCUCUCAGCUUGGGACUAUGAUUCUCUCGGAAAAUUUUCUGCCCUGUAUUUUUUGUGUGUUCAAUUUGAAAUGUUGCUUUCACAUAAACAGUUGAUAUACCUAAAUAUCACUUUAGUUGGAUUUUUUCAAAUCUCUCCGAAUGAGGUUCAUUUCUUCAAAUGACAAUUUAAUCUUUAAAGAGUAAUAUGAAUGAAACCCAUUUAAAAAUGUGUUAAAAAACGACGCUAGAUAAAAAAAGUACCAAAUUCCUAUAUUCUAGAAAUUUUGCCUCCUUUCCUUAUUUAGUAAUUCGGAAAAAAAAACCCCAAAUAAGGAAAAGAGGAACAUUUCCUAAAAUAAAGGAAUUUUGUACUUUAUUUCAGUGAACAUCUCCAUUACUAUUUCAUGUUCCGAGUACAGAUUUUUCUUAAACAGGUGUCCCCAAAUUCGAAAAAAAUUAUAUUGGAAAUGUUGCAAUUUUUAUGCAGAGUAUAAUUUCAGAAAAAGUUUGACAAUUUUGAAAUUUCAACUUGUAAGCUUAUGAACAAUUCUUGAUUAAAAUCAUUGCAUUAAUUUUCUAAAAAAAAUAUAUUUAAUUUGUGACCUCAAAAGCUGAAGCAAUUAAACAAGCACAAAAAAGUUGACUUAACAGUUUGCUGUGUAUUUAACAAAAAAAAACUAGAAACCACGUUUGGAAAACGAUAUUUACAAUACCGGAAUAACGGAUCAUUAUCCACAGGACAAUAGCAUUGAAACUAACUCUUAACUAACCGACGUAAGCCCACUGCAUAGAACAAAAAAACAGCAUUUAACACCACACAAUUUACACAACAAAAAAACAAACGCAGGCAUAAAUCUCAAAUAAAUACGAAUCUCACUAAAGCUCCUGGGAGCGUAUUAGUUAUUGCCGCACGUGAAAAAAAAAUUAAAGAAUAAUAGCAAACCCCCCACAGAAAUUCAAAAAAUAAGCUACGUUUCAAAUAAACACAAAAUCACCCCUGUAGAAGAAGGAAACAAAAAAUACAUGAAUGUUUUGCAAAACCAGUUUAAAGAAAAUCCCAUAUAAAAGUCGACAAAAAUCAAGUAUUACACACUAAUUUUAACAAACACACAAAAAGCCAAAAUAGCAAGAAACAAACACAAUAGCACGAUCUUUCUCGAGCACAAAGUUUGGAAGAUAACGAUGAUAGUAUGUUGUUUAUGUUAAACAUUACUGCCAAAACGAAGGGAAGACGAUUCAAAGAACAAAAACAAAUGGUUUAAUACUCUUGCGCGCUCCGUUUCUUCUAUUGAUUUAGACGCAAACUUUGAACAGCCUCGUUGGUAGUCCAAAAUUAUUGCCCUAAUUGUAUCGAGCAGAAAAUCAAUCUGGCGAAUUUAAAUGAAAAAAAACUCUAAUUCUUAUCUUCAACAUUCCACUAGACAUUAAGAAAUAAGUCAUUUGGUUAAGAUUUGUUCAGUUAACGCGAACCUGUAACUGUGCUGUAUCAUUGUAUAAAGUUGUAAUUGUCGAUUCGUGAGCCGGUGUAAUUCGUUUUUCUUUUCAUUUGUACAAAGCAACACAUCUUUUCAUCAUUUAUAUCCUACUAUAUAGUAAGUUAAGUAUUGUAUGUAUUAACUAGCGCAGAGAGUCCAUAGCAGGUCAGAUCAGAGGAAUAGCCACUCCAGCUUUUCAGUAUAGCAGCAACAAAUUGCAAAAACCACUACUUUAUUGACUAUCGCCUCGGAUGUUUCUUCAGUUAUUUCGAACGGCUGCCAUAACUCGCCAUGCAUGCGCGCGCGCGAAAAUACAUUUUUUGUAUUAAAUUUGAAUUUUAACAGCAGCGUUGAAUGCGAGCAAACAGUAGCAACAAGGAAACACAUGAGGAAACGAGGUGUAGGAAUUUGCAUUGUUAUAAAUGUACAUUAUGAUUCAGUUUCCAGUUGAUAGUAUGAAAUUACGUUUCAAAUGAAUUAUUAUUUUUCUUUGGUUUUCAAUCGAUUUAAGUGAGUAGAACUGCGAGAGGACAAGAUGUAGUAUUCGAACGAAAUGACAAAACAUUAUAUUUUUUUAGUAUGGAAACAGGAAAAAUAAAUAAAAUGAAAAUGAUUUAAAGUUUUAUUUUAACUUAUGAGUACACAUGAAAAUAACAAGAUUAUUUAACAAUAAAUUAUAAUACUUAUGAAUGACAAUAA
This is a messenger RNA of Culex pipiens pallens (northern house mosquito), 6035 nucleotides long. RefSeq lists its product as uncharacterized. The coding region runs from base 1227 to 2087 and encodes 286 amino acids. NCBI's taxonomy places the organism in Eukaryota, Metazoa, Arthropoda, Insecta, Diptera, Culicidae. The transcript has 5 exons. Gene Ontology annotation, molecular function: growth factor activity. The record is from RefSeq and is a predicted model, not a curated record.